UCAAAGCCUUCCCAUGCUUAACCAUUUCUGCCCAGUCCCCUCCAUUUGCUCCAGAGGCAACCAUGGGGAUCCCUUGGAUGAACCCAUUCCCCCUCUUCCUGGUGGUGUUCUGGGGCUUUGGGGGUCUGGAGGCUCCUGCAGAGGCCCAGGACGUCCAUUGCUAUGAAGUCUUUGAUGAGGCCACAGGAUCCUGCCGAAGCCUACUUGGUGAUGGAGUAGCCGUGCAAGACUGCUGCCUGAAUCAUGCGUAUGCGUUCCAGGAGGGUGAAGGUGCACCCUGCCGGGCCUGCCGCUCAGCGAAGUGGAGUGAAUGGUCUGCAUGGAGUUCCUGCUCUGUUUCUUGCACAGAAGGGGUCCAGCAACGCAGACGGACCUGCUACGGACAGAACAAGGGCACUUGUCUAGAGGGCUCACGGGAGCGGGAACGGAAGUCUUGCAGCCUGAGGGACUGUUGUCCUGUGGAUGGAGGCUGGUCAGCAUGGAGUGCAUGGAGUUCUUGCUCUGUGACCUGUCUCAGAGGGUUCGAGAUCAGGCGGCGGACCUGCACCAACCCACCUCCAGUGUGUGGGGGCACCUGUCAAGGGAGCACAGAGGAAAGGCGACCCUGUGACACCCAGCAAAACUGCCCAACCCAUGGAAACUGGGGGAACUGGGGGAACUGGGAGGCCUGCCCUGCCACCUGCACCCCUGAAGGCUCAGGCCCAAAGCCCAGGCAGCAACGGCGACGUCUGUGCAACAAUCCUCCCCCUUCCACGAGCCCGCCUGGCACACCAUGCCAAGGAAGGGACCGAGACCACCAAGACUGCAUGGGACUGCCCUACUGUCCACGGGAUGGCAACUGGGGCAGCUGGACCCCUUCCAGUCCCUGCUCAGUGACCUGCGGGGUUGGCCGAGUGGUGGAGAAACGCCAGUGUAACAACCCUGAACCAAAAUACGGAGGAAGGCAUUGCCCUGGGCAAGACACUCGCAAUCACAUCUGUAACACAGGGGUGCCUUGCCCUGUGAAUGGACAGUGGGCAGAGUGGAGCUCAUGGAGCAAAUGUCAACGGCUUGGUGCAAAUUUCAAGAUCAAUUGUGAAGACAUUGAUGGAAUGCAGUCACGUACCCGGCUAUGCACUGGAAAGGCACACAGUGGCAAUCACUGUGUAGGAGAUCGGAUUGAAAUGAGAUCCUGCUAUGACGUUAACCUUUGCCUCUUGGAUGGAACCUGGACAGACUGGAGUCCUUGGAGCCUCUGUGAACCGGCGUGUGGGCCAAACCCUGUGAAAACACGCGUGAGGGAGUGCAAGCCCACCUACGACAAUUAUCCGAAGCAAGUGGAAGGACAGAAUGGAGAGAUGCACGAUGUGGGCUUUUGGGGGACACCAAUAGCGAAGUGCCAGCCCCUGGAGGGACAAAAGGUGAAGGUGGUACAGAAAGCUCCCUGCCUCAAUGUGCCACCUUGUGAAGGUUUGCCUUGAAGGGUGAAAUCAUUAACACAAGAAUAAAGAAUGUGUGGCUUUCCAAAUCUUUCUGGACUGUUUAUGAAAUCUUGCCAUUGGCUGCACUGGCUAAGGCUGGUGGGAGCUGCAGUCUAACAAUAUCUGGAGGGCUACAUACUUAUUAUCCGUACUGUUAAGAAGUGAAUGAGAUUUUACAGAUGAAGAAAGAGAUAUGAGGAAUGCCAGAUCAAAAACUGAAACAUCUUCAAGUCUGUCUUGACAGAAAGAAUGGAUCUACAUGGACAUGAGAAUCCACAUAACCAGCAAAUAUCAUUGGCUGGGGUUGAAUUAUGAGGGAAAUAUUGGGGUGCUAUGUUUUUGUUGAGAAUAGGGUGGAUGCCAGACCGAGAAGAGACAAUUUGCGGAAGGUAAUAAAAUUAAGUGAAGUCUUGUGGAAAACUUAAGAUGCACAUGGAUUAAGAAACUUAAGAAGCCUGUGUAUAACUAAAAUUCAGAUAUUUUCAUUAUAUCAAUUGCUUAUGUUUAUAUCUUGUCUGUCUUCCAA
Molecule: messenger RNA, 1986 nt
Organism: Sceloporus undulatus (fence lizard)
Lineage: Eukaryota; Metazoa; Chordata; Lepidosauria; Squamata; Phrynosomatidae
Gene: CFP
Product: complement factor properdin
Exons: 10
Coding region: 63-1460 (465 amino acids)
Source: RefSeq, a predicted model, not a curated record